Molecule: messenger RNA, 2441 nt
Organism: Cyprinodon tularosa
Lineage: Eukaryota; Metazoa; Chordata; Actinopteri; Cyprinodontiformes; Cyprinodontidae
Gene: mtmr1a
Product: myotubularin related protein 1a
Exons: 19
Coding region: 16-2115 (699 amino acids)
Biological process (GO): dephosphorylation
Molecular function (GO): phosphatidylinositol-3,5-bisphosphate 3-phosphatase activity
Source: RefSeq, a predicted model, not a curated record
AUCGCUGCUCCUUUGAUGUGCGCCGCCUGGCUGCAUGAAGUAGGCGGAGCUGCAGAGAGGAAGAGAAGCUGCAGAGGAAACCAGCGAGCAGCAGCCAGGAACACCCGCCGAACCGAACCGAACCGAACCAUCAGAACCGUUCAGCAGAUGGAGAGGAAGGACGGAAGCAGAGCGACCGGCGGCGCGUGGAGCCCGGAUCCAGCCGCCACUUCCGGUUCUGAUGCUGCGGACAGCUCUGCAGGUUCUCAUGUGGAGUGGUGUAAGCAGCUGAUCGCAGCCACCUUAUCCAGCCAGAUCUCCAGAACCGCCCAACCGGACCUUCUGAGCAGAGACACAAAGGUGUCCAAACGGCUGAGCUCCUGGAGCUCAGAUGAAGAUGAGAACCGUCCAACCUUAGGAUUUGGUCCACUGGUCAAACUGUCUCCAAACCAGGUUCCUCUUCUGCCAGGAGAAACCGUCCAGAUCACAGUGAAGGAUGUCAUGUACAUCUGUCCCUUCAGUGGUCUGAUCACCGGCACUCUGACCGUCACCGACUACAAGCUCUACUUUACCGGAUCUGUAAAGGACUCCUCCUUCAUUCUGGAUGUGAAUCUGGGAGCUAUCAGCCGCCUGGAGGCCAUCCCUGUUCCCAACCAGGAAGACGACACCAAGGGGAUUGAGCUGGUCUGUAAGGACAUGAGGAGCGCCCUGUUCACCUAUAAACCGGAGGAGAACCAGCCGGACAUGGUGGAGGUGUUGACCAAGCACGCCUUCCCUCUGUCCUACAGCCUGGCUUCAUUUGCCUUCAAGUAUAAGGAGCAGUUUCCUGUGGACGGCUGGAAGGUCUACGAGCCCAUAGCAGAGUACAACCGACAGGGGCUUCCAAACGAGAGCUGGAGCAUCAGCAGGAUGAACCUUCACUAUGAGCUGUGUGACACCUACCCCUCCAUCCUGGUGCUGCCCAAGAACCUGACGGAGGAGAGCAUCAGACAGGUGGCGGCGUUCAGAGCCAAGCGGCGCCUUCCGGUCCUGUCCUGGAUCCACCCAGAGUCUCAGGCAGCAAUCGUUCGCUGCAGCCAGCCGUUAGUAGGACCUGUGGACCGCCGCUGUAAGGAGGACGAACGCUUCCUCCAGAUCCUCAUCGAUGCUAACGCUCAGUCCCACAAGCUAACCAUCUUUGAUGCUCGGCAGAUCAGCGUGGCUCUUUCUAACAAGGCAAAAGAAGGAGGAUUUGAGAGUGAAAGUUUCUAUCCCAACAUGGAGCUCAUCUUCCUGGAGAUCCCUAACAUCCACGUGAUCCGGGAGUCUCUGCGGAAGGUCCGGCAUGUGAUCUAUCCCACCAUCGAUGAGGCCCGCUGGCUCUCUGCUGUGGACCAGACCCACUGGUUGGACCAUCUACGGCUGCUGUUAUCUGGAGCAGCAAAGAUAGCUGAUAAGGUGGAGUCUGGAAAAAGCUCGGUGGUGGUUCACUGCGGCGACGGCUGGGACCGGACCGCCCAGCUGACGGCGCUCUCCAUGCUGAUGCUGGACAGCUACUACCGCACUCUGAAGGGAUUCCAGGUUCUGCUGGAAAAGGAGUGGAUCAGCUUUGGACACAAAUUUGCAUCUCGUGUUGGACACGGCGAAGAGAGCCAUGCUGACUCGGAGCGGUCCCCUCUGUUCGUCCAGUUCAUGGACUGUGUUUGGCAGAUGACCCGGCAGUUUCCUGCUGCCUUUGAGUUUAAUGAGCUGUUCCUGAUCACCGUCCUGGAUCAUCUCUACAGCUGCCUCUUCGGCACCUUCCUCUGCAACAGUGAGCAGGAGCGGCAGGACAAGGAGGUUCAAACCAAGACGGUGUCCCUGUGGUCCUACAUCAACAGCCAGCCCAGUGAUUUCACCAACCCCUUCUUUGUGAACUAUGAGAACCACGUCCUGCAGCCACUGAUCUCCUCCAGACACCUGGAGCUGUGGACCAGCUACUACGCCCGCUGGAACCCUCGCAUGAGGCCACAGGUUCCAGUUCAUCAAACUCUGAAGGACCUUCUGUUCCGCAGAGCAGAGCUGCAGAGGAGGGUGACGGAGCUGGACACCCACAUGUCCUCCUUUUACCCAUCAGCCUCGGCCGACCCUCAGAGCCCCGUCCAUCUUUACUCUUAGUGAGGUUGGGUAACAAUCGACGCCUACUUCCUGCGUGGGAAGCAGAUUCCUGGAUCAAAGUGUUCGCAGCUUUUAUUCUUCCUGCAAUUUUUCCUCUUAUAAAUAACUCUGGCCAACUCUAGGGGGCAGUAUAGACCACAUGCUGCAAGUCGGCCGUCGGCCAUGUUUUCCUGCAUACUGACCCAUGACGCCCCCAUGUGGAGGGGUGGGGCUCUACAAGGAUGUAAUCUGACCCAUCAAGUAUAAAUCAGGCUUUCUUCAGGUUUCUGGUUGUUUGUUUUCGGCCUGAGAAAUAUUUAUAAUAUUAAAAACUAUUGAUGAUCUCA